Molecule: messenger RNA, 1233 nt
Organism: Triticum turgidum subsp. durum (durum wheat)
Lineage: Eukaryota; Viridiplantae; Streptophyta; Magnoliopsida; Poales; Poaceae
Source: the annotation of a GenBank genome assembly
AUGCCUUCCACACCUUCCAUGGCACCCGAUCUAGUGAAUGCUUCAAAUUCUUACUAUAUGCUUCUUCGAGAGUUGUUCUUCCGUUUGGUCUUUGGUCUUCAAGUUGAGUCUUCCCUUUCCAUGGAGAUAAUUGCCUUUUGGUUGUGGCUCCAAGGGAAUGGCCAAGUUGAUUUCCUUCGGCGCAUAUACUCUUUUGGUGACAACCAUUUUUGUGCCCUUGUUUCUUCUGCAAAACGUUUUCUGGAACUUCUCCAUUUCGGAUUUGAUGAUUUAGCGAGCAGAUCUAUACCAAGAAGUGACUUUAAGAAGGAAGCUGUUGAAGGAAUUUCUUUCUACCUCAAUGGUAUCUGUUACGAGGCCUUGGAAGAUCUUCGAGAAAGAAUAGAGAUGGAUUUUAUCCAUAAUCAGAGGACAUAUCUGCGCCAUAAUGCCUAUAGACAGUCCAUGACUGAUCGGGUUCCUGUAGGCUCGGAGCACCUUCUCACCAAGAUCAAAGCUUUGUAUGUCAACACUCCAAAUCAUGAUGGAGAAGACACAAGUUCUAGAAAUAUCCAUGUUCAAACAAGUCAUAUAAAUGACGAAGUACACGAUUAUCAUUCAACUUCCCGUUUGGUGACAUCAUUGGAUAGCUUGAGCUUAAGAGAGAAGCAUAAUGAUGCAAUCAUGCAACAAUCAUCUGAUGUUCCUAAAAGCUCGAAUCACCUUCUUACCAAGAUCAAGGCUUUGUAUGCUAACACUCCAAAGCAUCCUGGAGAAGGCACAAGUUCUAGAAAUAUCCAUGUUCAAACAAGUCAAAUGCAUCAUGGAGAAGGCUCAAGUUCAAGAAAUAUGCAUGCUCAAACAAGUCAUAUGUUCCGCCAUGAUUAUCAAUCAACCUCCCGUUUGGCAGCAUUGCUGGAUAAGUUGAGCUUAAGAGAAAACCAUAACGAUGCGAUCAUGCAACAACUAUCUGAUGUUCCACCUGAUGAGAGAACUUUGUUCGUGACAUUUUCCAAUGGUUACCCACUGACCAAAGAUGAACUGUAUGAUUUUUUUAUGAGGCACUAUGGAGAUAUUGAAGAAAUAAGUAUAGAGGUGCCAAUCGAAGACAGGCUACCUUUAUACGCACACGUUACAUUUUACUCGCAGUUGACACUCUUCCGCGUUCUAGAUGGGAACAUUAGAGUCAAGUUCAUGACCAGCAGCGGAAAACACAUACGGGCUCGACAGUUCGUCCCCAAGAAGAAGAAAUAA